Nannizzia gypsea CBS 118893 is the source of this 786-nucleotide messenger RNA. RefSeq lists its product as hypothetical. Bases 1 to 786 code for a protein of 261 amino acids. The record is from RefSeq and is a predicted model, not a curated record. The transcript has 2 exons. Lineage: Eukaryota; Fungi; Ascomycota; Eurotiomycetes; Onygenales; Arthrodermataceae.
AUGUCCGUUCGCUCCGAAAGCCCAGGGAGCUCGCUUCCCUGUUCAUCGGUCUUUAUCACAAGCCUUAUAGGGCAGCUCGCCGUCUGUAACCGAACCCAGGAGCUUCCAGAUGGUAUCUCGACAAUACCCAAUGCUGGAGAUGAUGAAGGAGACUCACCGAGAAACCCAUUGUCGCAGCUGUCGGCAGAUGUCCUGGCAAAGGUGAAGCCGUUGCUGUUGACGUUGCACUGCCUAUUCCCAAGCGAGCUGCUCCUGGCUCUUGAUAUCCUCGACCGGAGCCUGAUUACUAGAUACACCGUCAAGCCCAGAGACAGGAGGCCCCGAGGAGGGACUACACAUUGCCUAGGGCACGAGGGAGAUGGGCGCGAGAUAGAGGUAUACUGUGGAAAAGUUCCAAGGGAACAGCAGCAGCACCACUAUAUGGACGAAGACGACGACUACGAGGGCGAAUGUUUUGAUAGUGAGAUAUACUUCGUCUUGUCCUCUGCUUCAAAAAGGAGGCUAGGAGCAGAGGAAGACACACGCCACCGCCAGCAAGAGAAUGAAUACCAGGUUUGCCUUGAUGCAUGGAACUGCACUUGUCCUGCGUUUACGCUGGCCACUUUUCGAGAUCUCGACUCGGAGGAUGAUGAGGCAGGGCCACAAACCAAAAGCGAUAUUGAAUUACCAAUAAGCAAUGAACCGGUUGAUACCAUUACAAAGAGGAAAAACUGGGUGUUUGGCGGGUGUCUGACCCAAAGUACACCCUUGUCCGGGUUUAUUUGGCAGCAAAGUAAGGAGGUGUGA